This is a messenger RNA of Panicum hallii, 1725 nucleotides long. RefSeq names its product IAA-amino acid hydrolase ILR1-like 2. Gene Ontology annotation, cellular component: endoplasmic reticulum. The coding region runs from base 16 to 1362 and encodes 448 amino acids. The record is from RefSeq and is a predicted model, not a curated record. The transcript is spliced from 3 exons. Gene Ontology annotation, biological process: auxin metabolic process. NCBI's taxonomy places the organism in Eukaryota, Viridiplantae, Streptophyta, Magnoliopsida, Poales, Poaceae. Gene Ontology annotation, molecular function: IAA-Ala conjugate hydrolase activity.
UUCGUCCCGUCCCCGAUGGCCGCGCCCGCGCCGAGGCCGGCCCGCACCCUGCUCGCUCUCGCUCUCGCCGUCGCCGCCGUCGUCGCUUGGCCCGGCGCCUCGGGGGCCGCGGCGGGCGGCGCCGGCCCCAGCAGCGACGUGCUGCGGCGGGCGCGGCGCCCGGAGUUCGCGGCGUGGAUGGCCGGCGUCAGGCGGGCCAUCCACGAGCGCCCCGAGCUGGCGUUCCAGGAGUACGAGACGAGCGCGCUGGUCCGGAGGGAGCUCGACGCCAUGGGCGUCGCGUACAGGUACCCGGUCGCCGGGACGGGCGUUGCCGCGUCCGUCGGCACCGGGGGGCCGCCGUUCGUCGCGCUGCGCGCCGACAUGGACGCGCUCCCGCUGCAGGAGGAAGUGGAGUGGGAGCACAAGAGCAAGGAGGAGCGGAAGAUGCACGCCUGCGGCCACGACGCGCACACCGCAAUGCUGCUCGGCGCCGCCAGGAUCCUCCAUGAGCGCCGCCACGAGCUGCAGGGUACGGUGAUCCUUCUUUUCCAGCCGGGAGAGGAGGUGGGCAUUGGCGCCAAGAAGAUGGUGGAGGCCGGCGCCGUGGACAACGUUGAGGCCAUCUUCGGGUUCCACGUCACCGUGAUGCUCCCCACCGGCGUGGUCGGCUCCAGGGCCGGCCCGCUGCUGGCCGGGUGCGGGUUCUUCGAGGCGGUGAUCACCGGGGUGGGCGGCCACGCGGCCAUCCCCCAGAGCUCCAUCGACCCCGUCGUGGCCGCCUCCAGCGUCGUCCUGAGCCUGCAGAGCCUCGUCUCGCGGGAGGCCGACCCGCUGGACUCGCAGGUGGUGACUGUGACGAGGUUCCAAGGCGGCGGCGCGUUCAACGUGAUCCCGGACUCCGUGACCAUCGGCGGCACGUUCCGGUGCUUCUCCAGCGAGGGGUUCAUGCGGCUGAAGCGGCGGAUCGAGGAGGUGAUCGUGGCGCAGUCCGCGGUGCACCGGUGCGGCGCGUCCGUGGACUUCGGCGCGGGGGGCAGCCCGCUGCUCCCCCCGACCGUGAAUACCCCCUCGCUGCACGCGCACUUCGAGGCCGUCGCCGCGGACACGGUGGGCGCGGGCAACGUCCGCGGCGCGAUGGAGCCGUGCAUGGGGAGCGAGGACUUCUCGUCCUUCUCCGAGGCCGUGCCCUCGUCCCACUUCUACUUCGUCGGGAUCGGGAACGAGGGGAUCGGGGCCGUGCACGCCGCGCACUCGCCGCACUUCCUUAUCGACGACGACGCGCUCCCCUACGGCGCCGCAAUGCACGCCAACCUCGCCACGGGGUACCUGCGGCGCCGCGCGGCGUCCAGCGGGCCCGGCGACUCCCACGACGAACUGUAGUGCUCUACUGCGCGGCCUGUCGCGACACAGCGCCGGCGGCGACGGCCUCGCGCUCGCGCGCACCCGACGCAAGGCAGCUCGGUGAGCUCAACAAGGUCCAAGCCGCAGGCGGCGCCCUGCCAUCGUGGAGUACUAACCAGUGCCACGCAUUGGGGCAUUGGGAAUCCACUCGGUGUUCAGAUGUAGAGAUGUAGUCUGAUUGAUCAUGCUGCUCGGUUCGUGGGGGUGUAAAGCUGCUGGUCAAUCUCACGAUGUGAUUAUUAGUGCCUGAUAGAGGCGCUCACGUCUGAAUUCUGAAGCAAGAAUGAGCUCGUAAUGAAAGGCUCCCUGGUGAACUGUUUUGCUUGGGGUGUUUCCUAAGUA